AUGCCCAGAUCAUAUGCCGAGGCCGCUAGCCCACCUGUGGCUCAAGAGGCAAUUGCCAAGCUGCAAGAAUUUGGAAUAAAGGUGGUCCCGCAGGACAUCCGUCACUGUUUUCUGCUCCCAACGGGGGGGAGAGGACCGGCGACGGUGGUCGUGAAGUUGGCAGACCACAAGAGCAAGGUUGCCCUGCUUGACCAGCGCCACCGCCUGAAAGGAACGAAGAUUUUUCUGAAUGACAACUUGACUAGCCGAAAUGCCCACAUAGCGAGAAAAGCACGUCAGCUCAAAAAAGAGGGGAAAAUUGCCAGCACCUGGGUCUCUGAUUCCAAAAUCCUUGUCAAGUCGCAAGACAUGAAGAUAAGAGUCAUUGAUGAGUACCAUGACAAAAACAUGUCGAACAACUGCAAGUACUACACAGCGGAACAGUACUACAAUUCCAUGGAUGUGGACGGCCAAGAGACUGAGAUUUCGUAUGUAGAGGGAGAGCAGUGGGAGAUGGCUUUGAUCGGCGUCCUCAUCCUGACCUCUCUGUGGAUUGCGGGCCGAGAGGCCCUCAGCCUGUCUGAAUGUGGAGCACACGCCAGAAGACCCGAAUACACGGACAUCACAGUAAUGUGUGGCACAUCUGCCAUCGAGCUGGCUAUCCAGGUCUGCCCAGUGAUCUACACUGGCUACAAUGCAAGUUUACUGAUCCUCAACCACGUUGUGGGCAAUUCAGACUGUAAGGGUAUCCUAGAUAAUUUGGCGGAACCCCCAGUUGUCAGAUUCAGUUUCCCUAUUCGAGAGGGAACUGCCUGCGGGAGUAAGUUCCUGACCUCAAGUGCAGCAGGAACUGGCAUUUUCUCCGACUUCUCCAACAUCCAACGGGUUAAUGUCAGUGGUGUGGUGCGAUCCUUGGAUCCCACCAUCGGUACGAUAACCUACAACGCUGAGCUCAAAUAUUACUACUCGUGUGCCUACCCUCUGGAAUAUCUUAUUAACAACACCCAAGUGGACGUGUCAUCUGCUUCAAUUGCUCUAAAGGACAACAAUGGCAGCUUCAUCAGCACCCUCAGCAUGGCCUUGUUCCAGGACAAAAACUACACCGUUCCUCUUAUCAUGCCAAAUGAGGGCAUCGAGCUAAGAAAAAAUAUCUACGUGGAGGUGGUUGCGUCCAACCUGACGUCGCAGUACUUUGUGCUUCUGGACCGGUGUUACGCCUCAGUGUCCCAGCAUCCAACCAACUCUACAUUCUUUAACCUUUUUGUCUCGUGCUCCAUCGCCCAGCUGACUACUAUCUUGGAGAACGGCGAGAGCCAAAAGGCUCGUUUCUUCUUUUCUGCUUUCCGCUUCAUCGAGCAGCAAAACGAGACCAUUUCCACUUACUACCUACACUGCAUCACCCGACUCUGCGAGCAGAGCUCUUGCAGCACCUUUAAGCAAUGCAACAAUCGAAGGAGGAGGAAUGUGGAGACUACGGUGUUCCAGGACAGCAUCAAUGAGCUAUCGGUGCUCACCGUCCCCAUAAAAACCAGGACUGAUGAACCAAUCACUCAGUCUAAAGAAGAGGCCCUGUCUGGCAACAACCAGUCUAACGGCAAGGGCGCUUGGGUGGGCCUGGGGAUUGCUGUGGGCGUCCUUGUUGUGCUGGCUGUGACGGCUGUUUUGAUGGCGGCCUCUUUUUAUCGAAAGAUGAAGCUGUUGAGCUAG
Messenger RNA from Nerophis lumbriciformis (worm pipefish), 1686 nucleotides. Lineage: Eukaryota; Metazoa; Chordata; Actinopteri; Syngnathiformes; Syngnathidae. The record is from RefSeq and is a predicted model, not a curated record.